UUCUCGUGCACUUCCUGCAAUUUUCAGUCUUGUUCUCGUGCCCACGUGGAAACGAAUGCUUCAAUGAGGCUGAAGAUAUUGUAUCUCUUUCAUGUAAUAGUCGCUUCAGCUGGAGGACAGUUGUCAUCGAAACAACAGCAAGAACAAUGCACUUUGCAGACAUUUCACCAGUGUUUAACGUCUCUACAAAGCGUGACUCAGGCCAGUGAUCUAAACCUCAUCGCAUCGAAAGACGAGCUGGAUGCUGCGUGUCGAGAACUGGAGAAAUCCGUUCGAUGCGUGGAUGACCACAAAAAACGCUGUUUCAGCGACACUCAACGGCGAGUUUUUAAUCAAGUUGUUGCGGGGGCCCGUCAAUUCAUUAAAGAACUGUGUGUUUCAAGUGAAGUUCAAAAAGAAUACUUACGCCACGCUCUCUGUUUUCGAAACAUCUCAGUGGCAGAGGACAAAUGUGCACCAACAUCUCGCCACACGUUGUGGCUGUCAGAAAACGUGAAAGAAAACGAAAACGUUGAAGAGAGUUUACGGAAAACCUGUUGUGCCUUUACAGAGUUCGUCCGGUGUAGGUACGCCUACGUCUCAGCUGACUGCGGUCAUGAGGCAGGGACUUUCUUCAAACGUCAUCUUGAAAGGAUAUCUGGUCCUCUAAUUCACGAGCAUUGCGCCGCCUACACGUUUGACAUGGAAGCUUGCAUGCCUGGAGGAUUCGCUAGUUUACUAAAAACAAAUCCCUUAAUACUUCUGUUACCGUUGGUGAUGCUGGCACGGACCUAACAGAAAACUCUUCUUGGACGACCAGUCAUCGCGAACCUUAUUCAAAUCGUUUACACUCGUAUCACUGAGGAGAGCUAUGCAUCACCUAUAUUAUAAAACAUGUUAUUCAAGUUAUAUUUAUAGUGAUUAAUAAUGCAUUACUUCUUUAAUCAUUACAGUAUAUACUAGAGAUUAGGUCAUUAUGAAUUUCGUGUGAAAAAAAAAAAAAGAAGGUAAGUAACCAAACAUUUACAUCUGAGUUUCACUGUCGUGAUUUUUUCUUAAAGUGUGAAUAUUUUGCCAAACAUUUUACAACUUGUAACGUUCAUUUUCAUUAAAUGCACAUAUAAGGUGAUAAAAGAAGUCAACAAUA
Molecule: messenger RNA, 1126 nt
Organism: Limulus polyphemus (Atlantic horseshoe crab)
Lineage: Eukaryota; Metazoa; Arthropoda; Merostomata; Xiphosura; Limulidae
Exons: 5
Coding region: 64-774 (236 amino acids)
Source: RefSeq, a predicted model, not a curated record